Argiope bruennichi is the source of this 3717-nucleotide messenger RNA. Its product is annotated as cytochrome P450 2F3-like. The transcript has 7 exons. The record is from RefSeq and is a predicted model, not a curated record. Lineage: Eukaryota; Metazoa; Arthropoda; Arachnida; Araneae; Araneidae. Gene Ontology annotation, biological process: xenobiotic metabolic process. Gene Ontology annotation, molecular function: oxidoreductase activity, acting on paired donors, with incorporation or reduction of molecular oxygen, reduced flavin or flavoprotein as one donor, and incorporation of one atom of oxygen; iron ion binding; heme binding. The coding region runs from base 149 to 1642 and encodes 497 amino acids. Gene Ontology annotation, cellular component: intracellular membrane-bounded organelle; cytoplasm.
CAGCGCCACAAACACGUGGUUCACAUCUGUCAGUGUUACUGUUAGAUACGCUUCAGUGGAAAUGCAGUAAAACAGUUAUCGUUAGUUUGGUGUUUGGAUAGUGAUAGACAACGGAUAUUUAUAGCAUCUGCGUUCUCAAGGAAUCGGCAUGAUAGUCGGGUUAAUCACUAGCAUUUCACCCGUGCCUCUGGCACUAACUUUGAUUGCUGUACUGAUUGCUGUUGCAUUCUACAAUCUCAAAAACAGGGAUCUACCACCAGGACCCAUAGGUUUACCUUAUGUUGGAUAUUGGCCUUUCCUUUACAGCCAAGAUGCGCAUGUACAAAUGGAAGCCUUUAAGAAAAAAUAUGGUGAUAUUUUCAGUUUUACUAGUUUUGGACGUCUGUAUAUAAAUUUAGGAAGUUUCAAAGCUGUUCGUGAAGCUCACAUCGGAAAAGCAGAGUGCUUUGGUGGACGAUUCACGGAUUUCAAUUUACUAUCUUACGUUUUCAGAGAUGGUGUCGGCUUUCUAAAUGGAGAGCCAUGGAAAGAGCUUAGAAAAUUCUUUUUACAAGCUUUGAAAGAACGUGGUGUCAUUACUGUCAAGGACAGCCUGUCUGGUUCUAUGUAUGAAGCCAUAAAAUCAACUGUUGAGUUCCUGAAGGAAAAGAAAGAAGAGCCGGUCAACAUAAUAGAAAUAGUGAACAGAAAAUGCAACGCUAUUCUUCGCCAAAUGCUCUUUGGUGAAAAUGGAAUGUCGGAGGAACAGAUGCGGGAAUUGAUUGAAAUUUACGAAGCAAUUAUGCAGAUCCAGACACCAAAGAAUUUAACUCUGACGGGUGAUAUCCCACGGUAUUUUGUUUUUCCAUUUUUGAAAGGAUUCCAAACAGCGAUGAUUAAUGACCAAAAAAUGGAAAAAAUUUUGUAUAAAGUUAUAGAUGUGCAUAAGUCCACCUAUAAUGAAGAGAACAUUCGUGACAUCAUCGACGACUAUUUUAAAGAAAGGGAUGCGAGACGAAGCAAAGGUGAUCCAACAGCUCGAUAUUUCACAGACAAAGCUUUAAUGUCUACUUUAAAACAAAUUGUUGGGGAUGGAGUGCUGGCUGUAGCUGCCUUCGUUUGCCUUAUCAUCAAGAUUUUACUUGAUCACCCAGAGGAACAGACAAAAGUAUAUGAAGAAAUCGUAGAUAUAGUUGGAACAGAUAGACAACCAACCAUCGAGGAUAAAAAUAAACUGACAUACACUAAUGCCUUCAUUUUAGAAGCCCUGAGAACAUCAGAUUUCUUUGCAUAUUCUCCCAGUUUAGAGUGCACCAAGGAAACAAAUUUACGUGGCUAUCGGAUACCAAAAGGAGCAAUAACUGUGGUGCAGAUUUAUUCAUCACAUUAUGAUCCUGAAGUCUAUGAGGAGCCUGAAAAAUUCAAUCCGUCUCGAUACGUUCUUAAAGAUGCAAAGAAGCGACCAGAACUUCCUAUCACGUUUGGAGUUGGAAAACGAUCCUGCAUAGGAGAGGGUUUCACUAUGAUGCAAAUUUUCUUGUUUCUGACUACAAUCAUUAAGAAUUUUGAGCUUGCUCUCCCCAAAGGAGUAAAGACAACUACAUUUGAAGAUCUGAUAACUGGAAAAUUGCUUCUCGUUGCUCGUCCAAGGAACAGUAAAUGAGACAUUUGUAGAACUUGGAAUAAUUUAUUUUUAUAAUUCCUGAAAUUCUGUAGAUGCAGUAAUGCAUGAUUUAGUUUUCAAUCGCAUGUAAAGACUGCGGAAGUAUUCAUUGCCACGAAACAAUGAGAAUAUGAUCUCUACUGCAGACAUUUUAAAUCUUUUCUUUCGUUGGUUAAUUUAACAUUUAAAAUCACUUUCUUCCUUAUUUUAUCGAUUUGCAGGACAAUGAUUAAUUUGAAUUCAUACUGAAGAUACUUUAAGACUGAGCUUAUAGUUCGCCGAUAUGUUAGAUAUCUUUUAUUUCUUUAACAUAAUAAUCUUUGCUAGUCAUUAUUUAGUGCUAAAAUCUUUAAGUUAUAAAUUUUAUUUAAAAAAAUCUUUUUCUCUUUAAUAUGUACACAAGUGAAGAGAAUUGGUUCUGAAUAAGAUAAGUUUGUUCGAUUUUUUUUUCAAAUAAUUUUUAAUUUAGAGUUGGAUUAUGAAUGAUCAAAUAACAUCUCCCCCUAAAAAAAUCUAGUUUUUUUUUAAAGAACUAUUUUAACGAUUAUAGAAAGGUUAGCGAUAUGCUUAUGUUCCAUUAGUAAUCAAAGAGUUAAUACAAUGUGGUCUGCCUCCUUUCUGUCUUAUAUUCCUGAUUUCUUAUAUAUUUGAUACUAUUGAAUGGCGUUACUAUUGGAUUUGAUGCUAUUGGAAGAGUUAAAAUAAAUUUGAAAAAUAUAAUAUAUUUAAAUGUACUAUGUACACUAUUCCACGAAGUACGUAAUUUCGCAGCAUAAUUCUUUCGAAUUUAUAAAUAAUCUGAACAAGGACACAAACCAAUUAGAAUAUAAUUUUAGCUUGAGGAAUCUUGCUACUAAUUCACUUGGAAACUAUACAAUUAGAAAUGUGUGCUUUUAGAAUUAUUGCAUCAAAAGCUCUUAUAAAUCGGCUCAGUAGACUCAUUACACAGUUAAGUAUAAUAUAAAUUUAUUAACUUAUAUUUAAAAUCAUGAUGAUGAAUAUAGCACUUCCGAGAAGCCAUCGUACAUGUAAGCAUCAGUACAAGACCUUUCCAAAUACAGAGGGUCGAAUCGACAACAAACACAUACACAAAUAAAAAACGACAUUUUUUUAAUACUAUUACUUUGAAGUAACCUCAUUUUAUUCGUUUAAAUGUAGUGAUACAAUAAUAGUAUCGUAUCCUUUUAAAUGUAUAACAAAAAUAAUUACAAUAUAGAAAUUUUUGAAAAAUUGUUUACAAAUUUAAGAUAUUUUUUUAAUUUAAACAUACCCAAUGUUGAUUUUUGCUAAUAUUAAAAAUAUAAGCAAUUCUAAUUUAAACAAAUUUAUUUUGAAUUGAAUUUAUUUUAGUUAUUUUAAUCACAAUAAAAGAAGCUUAUGCAUUUCUAAUAAAUGAUCAAUAAUUAUCAGAAUCUCUGUACUUUUACAAAUGCUACAUCUGUAUGUCUGGUUACAUUAACGGCUAUUAGGAUGAGGUUUAAAAGAUUUAGAUUCCUAAAAAUUGCUUAUUAAAUGUGUUUAGUUGCUUUAUUAAAAUAAUUUUAGUUCGCACGCGUCAGUGGUGUUUGUGGGCAGAUUGAGACAAAUAUUUACUGAUCACUAACUUACAUUGUGAUUUUGAAAUAAUACUUAAAAUGAACGCAUUCACUUUUUUAAAAUCAAUAUGUUUUAUACUACAACAUAUUGAUUUUAAAUUUAAAUGGAUUGUAGUAUUUCAUAAUUUUAAUGUUUCAAAAAGUGAAUGCGUUCAAUAUGCUGUUGAAAGUCUGCUUUGGAAUAAAAUUUUAAAUAAUAUGAGGUUUUAUUAUAAAAAUUUCGAUAUUCAAUUUUGAUCCAUUUGAGUCAUUUCACACAUUCUGCCAGAUGCUAUAAUUUCUUAUUAAUUGCAAUUUGUAGUGUUUUCAAAUUUAUUUAUUUAAUAGAAUUUUGCUUAAAUUUAUGUUUUUAAAAAUUUAUAGAUGUUUGCUUGAGAAAACUCAUUUUUUUAUUAUUUAAAUUGUUAUUUUCUAUGGCUGUAUUUGUAUCAAUGUUAAUAAAUUUUGAUUCUAUGUAUUAUAAUAAAAUUUAAGAACUUU